Cutaneotrichosporon cavernicola is the source of this 2964-nucleotide messenger RNA. RefSeq lists its product as uncharacterized. Gene Ontology annotation, biological process: intracellular protein transport; vesicle fusion with Golgi apparatus; transcytosis. NCBI's taxonomy places the organism in Eukaryota, Fungi, Basidiomycota, Tremellomycetes, Trichosporonales, Trichosporonaceae. The transcript has 8 exons. Bases 1 to 2964 code for a protein of 987 amino acids. Gene Ontology annotation, cellular component: endoplasmic reticulum; Golgi membrane; Golgi stack. The record is from RefSeq and is a predicted model, not a curated record.
AUGUCCCUCUUCGGCGCGCGCUUCUCCUCCGCAGUCACUGCGCUGCGAGGAGAGCUCAGUGCCGCACCACAAACCGCCAACGAUACCAUCACAAAGCUCGUAGAGAAGAUCCAGACUUCGCCACAGGUCGAUGACCGCCGGACUGCCGUUCUCGGUCUCAAAGGCCUCAGCCGUGACUGGAAGGCCGAGGUCGGCCAGGCCGCGUUCCCCUCACUACUCGCUGUGCUGCAACACGACGCGCCAUACGAUGUCGACAUUGCCAAGGCCGUGCUCGAGGCGCUCAUGAGUUUAUGCGAAGUGCCGGACAAGCCUGCCAAGGACGAAGUAGGACUCAAGCACAUUGAUAUUUUCCUCGAGACACCUGAACCGUUCCAUGCCGUUAUCGGGCUGCUCUCGGCCUCCCCGGCGUUCUUCCCGCGCUUCUACGCCCUACAGUUCCUCUCGCAGAUCCUCACGGCCCGCGCGUCCCUCGCCCAGAGCUACAUCUUGUCGGCGCCGCCACCAGGCGUCGACGGCGUGCUUACCGUGCUCGACCCCAAGGCCCCGCCACCAGGCUCACAGGGCGCGGUCAUGGGCGGAGGUGCUGGUGAGAUGCUGCGGAACGAGGCUCUCCUCCUCCUUCCCGCAAUGCUCGCCAGCAACGCCGAUCUGCAGAAGAUCAUUGCCUUCUCUGGAGGCUUUGAAAAGAUUCUGGACAUUAUCACCGCCGAGAAUGGCAUCGAGGGCGGAAUCGUUGUCCAGGACGCACUGUCCGUCAUUGGUACCCUUCUGCGCUUCAACGUCUCCAACCAGAACCUCUUCCGCGAGUUCUCGUUCAUUCCCUCCAUCCCCCCGAUCCUCCACUUCCCUUACUCGCUCGCAGCCGAUGAGCAGGCGCCGGAUACCUUUGCACUGCAGGAUUGGCCGGAGCAGAAGCUGUACAACGCCGGCUUGGUGCUUGGCUUGAUACGCAUGCUGAUCGGCGGCCCUGGAGGUCCCAACCAGUCCGCCAUGGCGAGCAGCGGCGUCACAAGGUGUCUUCUCGAGCUGUCUCUCGCGUCGAACGCGCCGAACGGGCUCAAGUGCCAAGCAAUCAACACCCUCACGCCGAUCAUGCUGUCGUCGCUCCCCAACCAGGCGCUGCUGUCGACGCUCAUGCUCGCGCCGCUUGUUCCCGUUCACGCUGACAUGGAUCACCCGAACGGCGGCUUCGUCCGUCUUCCGCCUCGGCCGGCAGUCGUCGCGCUUGUCUCGGCGGUCAUCGAGGGAGAUCCGAGUGCGGGCGGUCGUGGCUUGCGCGGCCGCGCUGCGGGUGUCAACAUGUUUGAGGGUUACGUCAACAACAACGACGACGCAAGGAUAGGCAUCAUCUCGUCAAUGGUGUCCCCGCCCGAGGACAACCCGAACUCAAACUUCCCAGACACGCCGCAGUCGGCCGGGUCGCUCAUCAUGUCGGGGCUCCUCGACCUCCACCCUAGAGACGCGCCGUUCGACCCGUACCGUUCGCUAUUCUCGUGCCUGCUCAUGUCGCACCUCAUCCGCAGCUCAGAGCACAUCAAGAAGCUCGCGCGCGAGAUCUCAUUCCCCGGCGGCGGUGACGACGAUGACGACAACGUUUCGCUCCUCCAGCUCGUCGUCGGCAACCUCAUGAUGGCUGCUCGCGCCCAGGGCGAAGCUGCCACCAAGGCCACCAUGGAAGGCGCCGGCGACGGGUCGUUCGAGGAAGAGGACUGGACACGCGUCAUGGUCGGUUAUCUGGUCCUGCUCUCGACCUGGCUCUGGGACUCGCCCAAGUCGGUGACCGAGUUCCUCUCUGACAGCUCAAACCUGCAGGUGCUCAUCACUCCCAUCACCCAGCCGACUGGCAUCGACCCCCUCAUCCAGGGGUUGUGUGCUUUCCUCCUCGGCAUCUGCUACGAGUUCAACCGCGAGCCAGGAGAGGUCACCCGUGCGACGCUGCACCCGAUCCUCCACUCAAGAAUUGGGCCGGAUCAGUUCGUCUCGCGGAUGGCACGCCUGCGCGAGGACCCGCGAUUCCGCGCAGUGCAGCCGGACGCGUUCGACACCGAGGGCGAGGAUGCUACGGCGGCGCACCAGUCGCAGGACUCGAUUGAGCAGGACGAGGGUCUUGAGUUGUGGUUCGAUUGGGCGUUUGUCGACUUCUGGAAGAACCAUUAUUACACCAUCCAGCGCUCCAUCGCAGUUGACCCUGACGCCGUCGGGAGCCGCACGUCUGCAGAUGACAGCGAGACUGCUGGCAUCAUCAUGUCGCUCCGCCAGAAGCUCAAGGCGCAGACGGACGAGGUUGUCAAGCUCCAGUCGCAGCUGUCUCACAAGGCUUCUGAGUACAGCAAAGAGAAGGACCAGUUCGCGUCCGAGAUCGACGCGCUCUCCCAACAGGUGGCCAAGCUCUCUGCCGACUCCGAGGCCAGUGCUUCGUCCUCGACCGAGCUUGACACUCUCCGUUCCGAUCUUGCUGCAGCUCGGACACAGGUGACCUCGCAGAUGGCUGAGUUAGCUGCCCACGCCGAGACGAAGACCCAGCUCGAGGGCGUGACGUCGGAGCUCGACGCGUUGCGGAAGGAGCUGGAAGAGGCCAAGUCCGACGCUGCCAAAGCCGCCGACAGGGCGGACAAGGCCGAGGCCGCAACAAACGUUGAGAAGGAGCGCGCGAACGAAGCGGAGAAGGCAGCCAACAAGGCCAAGGAGGUGCCCAGUGCGCCGCCCAUGGGCAUUGGUAAGAAGACCGAGGCCCAGCUCAAGAAGCUACGCGAGCAGGUCAAGGAGCUCGAGUCUGAUCUCGAAGCGACUAAGGCUAAGGGCACCGAGAUGGAGAAGGAGCACGAGGACCUGCUCGUGCUGCUUGACGAGCUGAGCAGCAAGCGCAAGCGCGACAAGGCGGUGAUGCGGGACGAGGGCCUCUUUGUGAGCGAAGACGAAGAUGACGACGACGACGACGACGAUGAUGAUGACGAUGAAGAGUAG